AUGCUGGAAGAAUGGCUCUCCAUGCCUUCACUUGGUCUCAAGCUCUACCGCCUCACAGAUAGCCGGCUGUACAGAGGUAGAUCAGGCACUUUUAGAACGCUGCCUGGAGGGCCCAUACCUGACAAUACCCUCAUCAUGGACAAUAAUGGCAAGGUGGCUGCAAGUGGCAUUUCAAGAGGUGACAGAAUACUUUUGCAGGCUUGCAUCAAGCCACAUGGAGGCAUUGACCAGCACUCUGGGGCAGAAGAUUUCACCUUUGAAGGGCUCAGCUCCAACUUGCAUGCCAGCCAAAGUAACACAAGGCCUUCCAUCUUCUUCAACAUUGGUGCUGCCACAGAUUUUGAGAGUUUGGGGGCACAAUUCUACCUUUUGGACUUUUCAUUCCUGGUGUUUGAUGGCACUAUUGCUCACCAAACCAUCCCACCAGGUGGCAAGAGCAAGCCAGGGGUGGGUUGCUUUGGAGUUUCCACAUACAUGAAGACCCAACUGGACCCCAAUUGCAUUGAGGGUGUGGAUAUAGGUACAGGGCAGGUAAAGGAGCUGGCCAAAGCUGCUGCCGGCUUUGCUUGGGGGCGUCCAGGCAAUCUGGAGUGA
Molecule: messenger RNA, 594 nt
Organism: Ceraceosorus guamensis
Lineage: Eukaryota; Fungi; Basidiomycota; Exobasidiomycetes; Ceraceosorales; Ceraceosoraceae
Exons: 3
Coding region: 1-594 (197 amino acids)
Source: RefSeq, a predicted model, not a curated record